AUGCAAACAAUCAAGUGUGUAGUGGUAGGUGAUGGUGCAGUUGGAAAAACCUGCUUACUGAUGUCAUAUACAACGAACAAAUUUCCACCAGAUUACGUGCCAACGGUGUUUGAUAAUUAUGCUGUUACAGUGAUGAUCGGAGACGAACCUUAUACUUUGGGUUUGUUCGACACUGCCGGUCAGGAGGAUUACGACCGUCUCCGUCCUUUAAGUUAUCCAAACUCUGAUGUGUUCUUGAUCUGUUUCUCUGUCUGUUCUCCUCCUUCGUUUGAAAACGUCAAAGAGAAAUGGUUCCCGGAGGUUUUAAACCACUGUCCAGGUGUGCCUUGUCUGAUAGUCGGUACUCAGAUAGAUCUUAGAGACGACAAAGCCACUCUGAGAAAGUUACAGAAACAGAAUACAAAACCUAUUACUCCUGAGCAGGGGGAGAAAUUAGCUAAGGAGCUCCAUGCCGUGAAGUAUGUGGAAUGUUCUGCUUUGACCCAACGAGGUCUCAAAAACGUUUUCGAUGAAGCUAUUGUGGCUGCUUUGGAGCCUCCUGUGUAUAAAAAGUCGAAGAAGUGUUUGAUUUUAUAA
Komagataella phaffii GS115 is the source of this 576-nucleotide messenger RNA. RefSeq names its product Small rho-like GTPase, essential for establishment and maintenance of cell polarity. The record is from RefSeq and is a predicted model, not a curated record. Gene Ontology annotation, molecular function: GTPase activity; GTP binding. The coding region runs from base 1 to 576 and encodes 191 amino acids. The transcript has a single exon. NCBI's taxonomy places the organism in Eukaryota, Fungi, Ascomycota, Pichiomycetes, Pichiales, Pichiaceae. Gene Ontology annotation, biological process: small GTPase-mediated signal transduction.